CUUUCCGGGCCCCCUUGGCAAGGCAUCGCAGGGGGCUGUUACAGCUGUCAAAAGCCGCAGCUCCUGCUCUCUGCGGUUGGCUGGACGUGGCUGGGGGCUGCUGCGAGAGCCCCGCCCAAGGGUCCCGCUAGGCUCUGGGGACGAUGUGGCAGCCAGGUCCCGAUAGUAGAGCUGCCCAGAGCCCCCAGGUUCCUUUAGGCAUGGCGAGUCCCCUGUGAUAGGGCGGUCCAAGGCCAGGUUUCCCUGGGAGACGGUGUUUCCGUAGGUUCCAGCUCUGGAACUCAGCUCUCCUCCAUCCGAUGUCCCGGAGGCUUCCUAUGUCCCCGGUUCCCCUCUGGGCUCUGCAUAAGGCUGAAAUUGGAGCAAAGCCCAGCCGGCUCUGUAGCCAUGGUGGUGUUUUUCUGGGGUGUUUGCGUGCGCCUGUAUCGAUCACUGUCUGGGUGAGGAGCUUGCCAAGAGGCUGUGAAGAGGCUGGCCUGGAGCCUGACACGUCUUUUCUUUCCUUUGCAGAGAUUGUGGCGAUCUGGGAUGCUGUGUCUGAUUACAUCCUGGAACAGAUGAAGCUGGACAAGGGAGUCCUGGUCCCGGGACUCGGGCUCUUUGCUGCGGUCCGAGAGCAAUUCCACAGCAAAGAAGUGGCGGUGUCGGUCCGAAGACCUGUCUUCCAGCUGGGACAUCGGGGUGCUGUGGCUGCAGGACCUCCAGUCGCCCACCGACAUCAUCCCCGACGAUGUCAAGAUUGAGCGGCUGAACUACCGGCAGCUCUCGCGAGCCACCGGCAUCUCGCUGCACGUGGUGCAGCGCUGCGUGCGAGAGACCGUCCUCUUGUACUGUCACCUCCUGAGGAACAAGGCGCACGUCUCAUUCGCCUUCAAG
This is a messenger RNA of Gallus gallus (chicken), 876 nucleotides long. RefSeq names its product coiled-coil domain-containing protein 81-like. The transcript has 3 exons. The coding region runs from base 300 to 743 and encodes 147 amino acids. The record is from RefSeq and is a predicted model, not a curated record. Lineage: Eukaryota; Metazoa; Chordata; Aves; Galliformes; Phasianidae. Gene Ontology annotation, cellular component: centrosome.